Molecule: messenger RNA, 477 nt
Organism: Caenorhabditis remanei
Lineage: Eukaryota; Metazoa; Nematoda; Chromadorea; Rhabditida; Rhabditidae
Exons: 2
Coding region: 1-477 (158 amino acids)
Source: RefSeq, a predicted model, not a curated record
AUGUGGUUCGGUUCUCCUAUUCCCUUUCUUAUUGUCUUCGUUGUGGUCUCUUCGGCCUUUGUUCCAGACGAUCCAGAACUCGAGGCUCAUCUCAACAAUGGAAUUGCCCCCACUCGCUCUCUUGGCUUCAUACCUUACUAUAAUACCGAGAAAGUCGUAUUGAACUUCAUGGACAGAAUGGAACGGUGUAUGUAUAUGAAGUAUCCCAAUGCGCUCUCAAGUCUAUUUGCCCCCGGAUUCAGCCUUCAGGCGUGUGAUAGAAAAAUGAACAGAGAAAGAGUCAUUGACUGGAUCAGGUCGAAACGGCCCAAUCUUCGCAAGGUUCGAUUUGCGAAUGUCACCGACGAAUCAAUCACUUUCCAUCUCAUUUGCCAUGAACUCACAGGGCCCGGAAAAUACAUCGAACUUGUCCUGGACCUGGAAUAUUUCCAACUCCAAUCUGGAAGAAUUCAUGGCUGUGAUCUUUCUGGAAACUAA